This is a messenger RNA of Acanthopagrus latus (yellowfin seabream), 1962 nucleotides long. It is a transcript of the gene yif1b, whose product is annotated as Yip1 interacting factor homolog B (S. cerevisiae). The transcript has 8 exons. Gene Ontology annotation, biological process: endoplasmic reticulum to Golgi vesicle-mediated transport. The coding region runs from base 196 to 1068 and encodes 290 amino acids. The record is from RefSeq and is a predicted model, not a curated record. Gene Ontology annotation, cellular component: Golgi membrane; COPII-coated ER to Golgi transport vesicle; endoplasmic reticulum-Golgi intermediate compartment. NCBI's taxonomy places the organism in Eukaryota, Metazoa, Chordata, Actinopteri, Spariformes, Sparidae.
UGUGUUUACAGACGUAUUUAGACGACCUGUGUUGUUAUGUGACGCUGGUUUAGCUUUUCAGUGUUUUCCCUUGUUAUGUUGACGUUAGCUGAUGUUGAAGUUUCUCUUCCCACGCUUCAGUCUGGGUUAGACUUUGGGACAGACGUGUUAUUUUGACCCAGAUCUAUAAGCAGGGACGCCUGAUGAGAGCCCAACAUGCGUCUAAGGAACACAUCAGUGGAUGGUCCAGGGGACAGCCAGCUGUUUGAGGAUACAAGUGGGGCUGCAGCUGGGGCACAGGCAGGCUACAGCAACCAGCAGGCUGUGCCUCAAGCAGCAGGAUUUCCUGCCCAGUCCAUCCUGUCAGACCCCAUGUCCAACCUGGCCAUGGCAUAUGGCAGCUCACUGGCAUCCCAAGGACGAGAGAUGGUGGACAAGAAUCUGGACAGGUUCAUCCCAAUCUCUAAGCUGAAAUAUUACUUUGCAGUGGACACGGUGUACGUGGGGAAGAAGCUGGGCCUUCUCGUUUUUCCUUACAUGCACGAGAACUGGGAGGUGAGCUACCAGCAGGACACUCCUGUGGCUCCACGCUUCGAUGUGAAUGCUCCCGAUCUCUACAUUCCUGCCAUGGGCUUCAUCACAUAUGUCCUGGUGGCUGGACUGGCCCUCGGCACUCAGAACAAGUUUUCUCCAGAGCUGCUGGGAGUUCAGGCCAGCUCGGCGUUGGUGUGGCUGAUCAUGGAGGUCCUGGCCGUCCUGCUGUCGCUCUACCUUGUGACAGUCAAUACCGACCUCACGACCAUCGACCUGCUGGCUUUCUCUGGCUACAAAUAUGUUGGGAUGAUCAUCGGGGUGGUAGCGGGCCUGAUGUUUGGGAGGCCGGCUUAUUAUCUCUCUCUACUGUGGUGCUGUGUUGCCAUCUUUGUCUUUAUGAUCCGCACUCUGCGCCUGAAGCUGCUGUCUGAGGCGGCUGCAGAGGGGAGGCUGGUGAGAGGAACCAGGAACCAGCUGAGGAUGUACCUCACCAUGUCUAUAGCAGCAGCGCAGCCCAUCUUCAUGUACUGGCUCACCUACCAUCUCAUCAGAUAAAACCUGGAACACACACUCAUCAACUAGAAGAUGAACUGAAUGCCAUCUCGACCACGACAAACCCUCAAGAAAACACACACACACACACACAUUGAAGAAGCUGGACUUUGAGGAAACGCAGAAGGGCCACAGCUGUCUGGAUGACAGCCCAUCGCUUCCCAGACUUAAAGACCUGCACAUUCACAAGACUCGCUCCACCGAUGUGAGCAGCAGAACAAACGCUACAAGACGAUGAAGAGAAGACGUGAGGCGUCUCACAGCACAGCCCCGCGUCAUUAGUGUUGCCUUUUUUUUUUGUUCGUCUUUUUUAUGUCACGUCUUCAAAAAUUUGUAGCAAGAGCAAGUGGCUUUAAGUUGUUUUUCUAUACAGUGUAAUUGUUAGUAAUGAUAUUUUUUAGGAAUAUUUAAGUUUGUAUGUUUUUGUAUGUCAAAAGUAUUAUUGCAGAUGUUGCUUCAAUAUCUAAAACGUGAUUUUUUUUUUUUUUUUUCUGAGCCGACAGACAUAAAGCACACUAACCGUCCAUUUGUGGAAAACAAGAAAAAAAAGCUCAAAUUCAGGUUUAAAAGUGGUCACGUGGCUCUAUGUGUUCGAUUAAUGUUUGUUUCACAGAUGGGAAAAGUUCCGUCGCCACUAAAUCUGGACACCAGGGUUUAUCUAAGCGGUUAGGGUCACCUGCAUUUUAUCUGUUGAAUCUUUUUCUAUGUGCUUUGAUACAUGUCCGAGCUUUGCUGCCUGAUGACUCUUGAAUAGAAAACUGUGUAAGCCACGUAAAGGCGUAGACCUCACCAUGAAAUGUUGAGUCAACUUUGAUAUCCUUUUUAAAAACCGAGUAAAUUAUUUACUGCUUUUUCAUAUUGAAAGUCAGAUGGAAUAAAGAAAGAAAGGGAAGAGAU